AUGGCAUCAGAAGCAGAGAAAACAUUCCGUCAAUUUGCUGCCUUUGGAGAAAGCUCCAGCAGUGGCACUGAAAUGAACAACAAGAACUUCUCCAAACUCUGUAGAGACUGUGGCAUCAUGGAUAACAAGGCAGUGACCUCCACAGAUGUGGACAUUGUGUUCAGCAAAGUGAAGGCCAAGAGUGCCAGAACCAUCACAUUUCAACAGUUCCAAGAGGCAAUGAAGGAACUGGGCCAAAAGCGGUUCAAGGGGAAGAACCCAGAUGAGGCUCUGGAGGGCAUUUAUCAACUCAUGGAAGGCAAGGUCCCAGCCACCACUGGUGUUACUAAAACAACAGCAGUGGGCGCAGUUGACCGGCUCACAGACACCAGCAAGUACACUGGCAGCCACAAAGAGCGCUUUGAUGAGAGUGGCAAGGGUAAGGGUAUCGCAGGACGGGAAGAGACUGCAGACAACUCGGGCUAUGUGAGCGGCUACAAGGGUGCCGGCACUUUUGAUAAGAAGAGCAAGUAG
Messenger RNA from Jaculus jaculus (lesser Egyptian jerboa), 513 nucleotides. RefSeq names its product tubulin polymerization promoting protein family member 2 (gene Tppp2). Gene Ontology annotation, cellular component: microtubule. Lineage: Eukaryota; Metazoa; Chordata; Mammalia; Rodentia; Dipodidae. The coding region runs from base 1 to 513 and encodes 170 amino acids. Gene Ontology annotation, molecular function: tubulin binding. Gene Ontology annotation, biological process: microtubule polymerization; microtubule bundle formation; positive regulation of protein polymerization. The transcript is spliced from 3 exons. The record is from RefSeq and is a predicted model, not a curated record.